AUGGACCAAAUCAACGAUUUGAUCACUGAGAAAAAGACGAUACAACGAGGGGGAGACACAUUUGAAUAUGUAGUGUUAAGGAAAACAUUGCUACCCCGAGAAGAACCAGUGGAAGUCAAUUCGACAUCUUCGGAAGAAGAAUCUCCAGUUCGUCCCAAGAGGACGCGCCACAAGCAAAUGAAACAAGACGAAGAAGAAGAGAAGAAGAGAGUAGAAGAAAUUAAUAUGCAAACGCAGUCUUCUUUAGUCAUCCGACAAGUUUUAACGAAACACAUUCCAAAGAAUGACUCUGUGCCGAUUUCAACGAUUUUCAAAUACUUCGUUCCUUCGACGGAACUCUUUUACCAAACGUAUCCGACAGACAAAGUCCUCUAUUUGGUCCAAUGGCAAAACUUUUCAUUGACGGAAGCAACGUGGAUAUUGGAAUCCGAAGUCAAUCCGACGAUCGAUAGAGACGGCAUUGUCGACAAAUUCAACGAGACGUGGAACUUGGACUUACCUUUGAAAGACCUUCAAAAGAGAAAACAUAAGGAGGUCUUACCGUUCAUACAAGAAAUGGUUCCUACGCAGUUACUGAUACCGUCGAAGAUCAUUCAAGAGCUCCCACAAGUCGACGAAGCGGGAAAGAGUUCGACGAUGUAUCGCGUGAAGUGGCCGGGGACCAUCGACGUUUUUGUCUCCGACGAAGUCUACAAUUUCUUCACAACCGAGCGAAAUGCGUCGCUCUUACAGCGGUGGAGUAAUGCGAUAGGAAGGUUUCCAAUUACAUUCAAUGACGAGGAAGAAGAAGUCCAGUCGCAGAUUGAAGAGGGGUUUAAGAGUGGACAAGAUAUUUUAUUUACUGGUGGAUAUGGGAAGAGAACAGCUGCACUUGGGUAUAUGUUUCAUGCAUUUAAAAAGUCUCGCUGUAAUAAGGCCGAGUUAAUUGUAUGUGAUGAAAGUACUUUACCGUAUUACACCAUUCAACUUCCUUAUUUAUUCCCCGGCGUGCAACUCACGUAUAUCGUCAAAUUGCCAACAUCAGAAGUGUUGGAGUCGUUAUAUGAAUUGGAGUUGUAUGACGGCGAUAAGUUAAAACCACAAAUUGUCGUGUUGUGUUGCAAGAAGUUUACGUUCAAGAAAGGAAUCAAGUUUGAGUGUAUGCUUGUGGAUGUCCAGGAAGAGGACAACAUGACGAUCAAAACAAUCCGAUUUGGACAAUGCGAGCGGUUCAUCGCGAUUUCGCGGAACGAAAAGACGUACGACGCACUCACGGCGUUCUUGCAAUGCAAAGCGCGGAACGAAAUUGUUAAAAUCCGGUUUGAUGGGAGUGGGCCGUCGAUCUACACGACUUUUGUGAUGAUAAAAAUGCAACAGAAGCAAGGAGGCAUUUACUAUGACACGAUGGAAUCGAUUCAAAGUGGGAAAUCGAAGAUAUCGUUAGCGGAAGACAUGCGCCGAGUGUUACUCUUUCCGAAUGUUUCUUCGUUCCAAAUGAAUGUGAAAGGGAUGAAGAUGACGGUGUGUGAGAAGUUUGUGCAAAUGUAUCGCAAUUUAGGGAAGAAGGUAGUGUUAAUGAGUCCGAUAGCAGCCGCACUGGACUACAUUAAAAAGGUGAUGCAAUGCAAAUACGUUUCGUGGUCAAAUUCGAUGAAAGAGAACAUCCAACAAGCGUCUGAAUUUGUGAAUAAGAAAGCGACGAUGUUGUGUGUCGACUCUAACGCGUAUAAUGAAGGAGUCGAUUUGUCUGAAGCGGACUGUCUCAUCAUGUUGGAUAACGACUACACCACUCGAAAGGUCGAAGAGAUCUGCUGGAAGUGGCGACUUGGGAUGGCGAAAGACCUUAAAAUUGUGUACUUUGUGUUUGAAGAUACGAUCGACGAAGACAAUGCGGCGAUGAUGCGAUGCGGCGACGGCAUUUUCUCGUUGCACGACAAGUCCUCGACGGCAAGAUUCUCCGUGUUACAAACGAAGAAGAUAUUGGGCGAGAAUUUGAACAAAGAGAUUGCUGAGACUAACGAGAAGCUUGUAGUCCUCCGAACUGGGUCCAAAGAAGAUGUCGAGAAAUUUGAGACGAUGAAACGUGAGAAUUUGGAGGCACUGAUGGAAGAAGAAAAGAAGCGCGCGGAGGAGCAACAACGCGUGAAUGAAGAGGAGCGCAUCAAACAAGAAGAGAAGAACCGUUUGUAUCGCGAGAAGAAGUCGAUGAAAAUAGUGAAGACGAAGAGUGGUAUGAAGAACAUCGAGUACUUAGAAAUCAACGACGACACUGCGAAGAAAAUGGAGUGUGAGAGUGUGAAGAAGGACGACCGGAAAAGAGGGAUUAGUGACUUAGUGAAAGAUGAAGACAUUCGUGUGUUUGAUUUGAAUGACGACAACAUGAAAUAUGUCGUCGACGAAGACACAAAGGGGGUCACCACAGAGCUCCAAAAGAUGUACCAAAAGAAGAUUGAAAAGGAGGAAGCCGUUGCUGUAGCUCAGCGCAUGACUUGCAUGAUGUUGAGGUAUGGACUUGAAAAGAAGAAUUGGCCGAAGGGUGUCUUCCAACAAUUUUCGACAAAAGCACAGAGACAAGUGAAAGAAAUUGGGUUUGAAGGUGUUCAUUUCUCUAAGAAGAUCCGAGAGAAUAGCGAGAAGUAUGCGAGUGUCUUGCUUGCGUUGAAAGAGAUGGAAGAUGGGAAGGAAGGCCCCGAGUAUCCCACCGAGAGUGAAUGGGGAGGAGCGACGGAUGUAGUUUUGUUAAUGGAAGUGAAGAGGUAUGGGCUUGAAUGUCCUGGGCUUUGGCUCAAGAAUUUGGUCAUCAAGUUCAUGUUGAGUAAAUUGGGGUACACGGACGAGCGUGAACGAAUGGAAUUUGUGACGAAGCGAUGUGAAGCUGUUGUUGGCUUUUAUUUGACAAAUGCGAGGAAAGAGCCAACCGUUAUUGAAGAUGGGAGUUCAAGUGAGAAAGAGAAGGAGGAGACCAAGAAGAUGGAAAUUGAGAGCAAACUCUUCCAAAGUACAGUUGUUUCAAACACCAAAGAGAAGGAAGCCAACACAAACAUCACUCAACUUGACAAAAUGGAAAUGGAACCAAUUACACCUCAGGUCGAUCUUUCAACACCUUUAAUGGAAGUUGAGAAGAAUGUCGACGCAGGUAAUACCAAACAACAAACAGUGACUCCAACACCCGUCGCAAAUAUACAACUUGUCAAAGAGAAACUUGAAACACCCAAAGAAAGUAAAGGAGAGAAGACACCACUCUUACUGCAAACAGAAAAGUCGAAUGAAGAUAUUUUGAAAGAACCCGGUUUUGUUACAAAGAAGGUGGAAGAGAACGAGAAGAGCAUCACGAUUGAGCCGAAGAAGAGUAUCGAACAAGUUCCCUCCAUUCCAAUAGAACCGGCAAAGUUAGAAAAGAAAGUGGAAGGGGAUACAGACAUGCACGUCGAAGAGCUUGCUGUCGAACCAAAGAAUAAUUGA
Entamoeba invadens IP1 is the source of this 3441-nucleotide messenger RNA. RefSeq lists its product as hypothetical. The record is from RefSeq and is a predicted model, not a curated record. The coding region runs from base 1 to 3441 and encodes 1146 amino acids. The transcript has a single exon. NCBI's taxonomy places the organism in Eukaryota, Evosea, Mastigamoebida, Endamoebidae.